GGAUGUGGCUCUUUGUGCUCUGUCGCUGUGCUGACGCUGCUGCAUGUAAAAUUAGCUGUCUGCAGCCUUUCAGGGACACCUCUUGCGGACCGCCGGAGCCCACAGUGCAAUAAAUAUGGCAGCAGAACUAUCCACUUCCAUAAACAUCAAGGAGCCCCGGUGGGACCAGAGCACAUUUGUAGGUCGGGCUAAACAUUUCUUCACCGUCACAGACCCCAGGAACAUCCUCCUCACCAACGAACAACUAGCUCAUGCACACAAAAUCAUCACUGAGUACAGGCAAGGUAUAGUCUCCCCAGGACUCACAGAAGAUGAACUGUGGAAAGCCAAAUAUAUUUUCGACUCCGCUUUCCAUCCUGACACUGGGGAGAAGAUGAUCCUGAUUGGUCGCAUGUCAGCGCAGGUUCCAAUGAACAUGACGAUCACUGGAUGCAUGAUGACCUUUUACAAAACAACUCCAGCCGUGUUGCUCUGGCAGUGGAUCAAUCAGUCUUUCAACGCAAUAGUCAACUAUACCAACAGGAGUGGCGACGCCCCAAUCACAGUCAGUCAGCUUGGCACAGCUUAUGUGUCUGCCACCACAGGGGCAGUUGCCACCGCUCUAGGACUAAAUGCACUAACAAAGCACAUCUCACCCCUGAUUGGACGAUUUGUCCCUUUUGCUGCUGUAGCUGCUGCUAACUGUAUCAACAUCCCCCUGAUGAGACAAAGAGAACUUCAACACGGCAUUCCCAUAACAGAUGAGAACGAUAACAGGUUAGGAGAGUCGACAAAAGCUGCACAGCAGGCUAUCUCUCAGGUUGUGGUCUCCAGAAUCCUCAUGGCUUCUCCAGGAAUGGCUAUCCCCCCGUUUUUAAUGAAUCAUUUGGAGAAGAAGGCCUUCCUGAGGAAGUUCCCAUGGAUGAGUGCACCUAUUCAAGUCAGCUUGGUGGGAUUCUGCCUGGUGUUUGCCACUCCGCUGUGCUGUGCAUUGUUCCCUCAGAAGAGCUCUAUGUCAGUCAGCCGCUUGGAGCCGGAGCUGCAGGAGAAAAUCCGGGCCAACCACCCAGGAGUGGAGAGGGUCUACUUCAACAAAGGGCUAUGAGCGUGCAGCCCCCUCAUCCAAACACUGCCAUAACCCAGCUGCAGGCUCAGUCCUCGCCUUUCUGCCAGCCCUCCUCAUUCAGUGUGCCAAAGUUAAGUUUGUGUCUCCUCAUUUCCACCAAUCGAGAUGGAUAUCCGAGGACUCCCUCUCUCAGUCAGUCUCUUUGUGACGAGAUGUUUGCUUAUGUCAAUGUGAUUGUUGAUUUUAAUGUAACUGCUAGAGAAGAUUUUCUCUGACUGGGCCGGAUGAAAAAGUUAGUCAUGACAGAUACUGUACAGUGGCCCGUGUAAGGUUGUUUUAAGUGGACAUUUUCUUUCUGUGCAGUAUUUUUAUUAUUUUUUUUACGUUGGUGACUUGUCGAUCGUAUGUCGCCACCAAAAUCCAUUUUCAUUCUCUCCUACCUACGAGGUUGGUACUCUGCUUAUUUCUCACCAUUAUAAUUCACCAGUCAAAGACCUCUGCAGUUCAUGAAUUUGCCAAAUCUGUCCUCACAUCUUUUUAGACCUCAUCAACGAUUGCGACCUCCUACUCUUGACAAUGUUAUUUCAAAGAAUGGCAUUCACUUUAAUUCAGUUUUUGCCAAAUGAGUGACAUUCAGUGAGGCCUGUUGACAUCUAAUCAUAGAUCUGAAAACAAUUCUCCAGGGAUCCACCCUAUAAAAUGUGAUGCUAUGAUGGUGGCAACUAUUGAUGGGCCGACACGGUGCUAUUUGAUGUCUUAAUCAGUGUUUAUCAUACUAUUUAUUCUGCUUGCCAAACAUGCAUGAACAAACCACUCCUCAUAUGGGCAUCAUGGGAUUUAACCCAUAAUGUACAGAAAAUAAACGUUUCUGUAUAUUUAGUUGCACCGAGGCUACACUCAGGAGAGCUGAGCGGUGGUGACAAAGUGUUAUUAAUGAUCAUUUCACACUGGUUCUCUUACCUAAUCCCUAAUCUCUAAUAGUUAAUCCAGGAUAUUCAUGAUCACAGUAUUUGAUACCACCAAAAUUCAACAACUCAUUCAUGCCUUACACAGACCUUUACGGUAUCCAUCUUCUGUACCUUAAUGCAGCACCCUAAGAGGUUCGAGUAUUAGCGCACAAAACAGACAUUUUAGAUUUAUGUGGCAGUUUUAUCAUAUUGUCUUUGAGGUAUUAGAGUACAUUAAUAUAUACAUUUGGAGUCUAUGUUAGAUAGAUGUUCGUAUUGGGGGGGAAAAAAUGCCAAAAACAUUCUCAAGAUAGUAUUUUUUUAAGGCAUGGAAAUAUAGAGAUGGAUCCAUCUGAUCAAUAUGUGUUUUAAAUAAGACUUUUGCCGUUAUGAACCUACUCUGUGGACUCAUUAACAAACAACUACACAUUUCAAUUCAGUGUCGCAUACGGGAUUACUUUGACCUGCAACCUGGUCAGUUUGAGGAAAGUUCCCAGUUAAAAUAUGGGAUCAUAAACAACCUCUGGCUCAGUAUUUCUUUAUAUUUUGUCCUUGAAGUCGGGAAUAUGUAUGUAGUUGUCACAUACAGUUACAUUAGCACACACUGUCACAUAACUGUGAUAAAGCAGGUGCAGGUGUCGUAACUUUUGUUCUGUUCCUGUCCCGCAGUAGUCAGUAUUCAGAUGAUAAUAACCUGUCUGGUAUGUGUGAACACAGUCAGUGUAAAUUGUGUUGUGUGGGUCCGACACCAGGUGGCGUUGAUCCAGAAGGCAGCCAUGUUGUUCUGCUGGUGUAGAGAGUUGAUGGCGUUUGAGUGCCACAUUUACAGCGACUGUAUUUCACUGUGUGGAGUUGAAUUCCAGGCCAAUAUUACACCACAGAGACUGUACAGCGAGGUGCCAGAUUUAUCACUGGACAUUUUGAAAAUCAGGGACGAGAGUGGAAAAAAAAGAUGGACUUGAAGCCACAAAACAAAAGAAGCAAAUCUUCAACCAACUUAAACUUAAAAAACUAAUUUAAGAUCCAGUUUCUUUAAAUCAUUUGGCCCAAUAAAUGUUUUCAUGUCAAAUUUAAAUACACGAUAAACACUUGUGAACACUGAUUUGAUUUAAUUGCAUUUUUUGCUCAUUAUGGUGUGUAAUUUCUGUAGUGUUUAAUGUUUAAUAUAAUGUAAAUCUACUUACAUAUAUUGUUGUACAAGUAACUUUACUUUAGAUCGUCAGUGUUUCCGAAGAGAUUUGUUGGAGUUGGAGCUGUUCCCUAGCUGGUUUGAAGUGAAGUUUGUUAUUCUAGUGUUCAAGGUAACUGAAUGUAGCAUUUUCCAAGUACAGCUGUUUGCGGUGUGUUAGUCCAGGAAAGCACAAACCUUGUAACAUAUUUCAAAUGCUGCACAUUUUUAGAAUUUGUUAAACCUGUUCAGUUUCCUGACCACAAUGAUUUUCAGUGCAUCCUUGAUCAGUGAGGGAGUAAGAAUAGAUGAGAAGUACGAACCUUGCCCUGUUGUAGGCAUUAUUUCUGAUUUCCAUUAACCUCUGACUGUAUCUAAUGAAAACUAACACAAAUAAUAAAUUAACUCCCUAAAAAUAAUGUUCACAAGCUUCCAUCUACCAAAUCCAAUGAAAUGUCAUUACAGCCAAAGCGAUACAAAUCGACUCAAGAGGAAUAAGUCAUUUACAGUUUGCAUUAAUUACAAUGAAUAUUUUUAAAAAAGAAUAUUAUGACAAAAAUGGUAUUUGAUUGUUUUGCAGCACACUGGAGUGAUGUUUCAACUAACUGGAUGAAAUAAAGUUGAUGAAAUCUUG
This is a messenger RNA of Dicentrarchus labrax (European seabass), 3794 nucleotides long. RefSeq names its product sideroflexin 1 (gene sfxn1). Gene Ontology annotation, molecular function: monoatomic ion transmembrane transporter activity. The transcript is spliced from 11 exons. Lineage: Eukaryota; Metazoa; Chordata; Actinopteri; Moronidae. Gene Ontology annotation, biological process: serine import into mitochondrion; monoatomic ion transport. The record is from RefSeq and is a predicted model, not a curated record. Gene Ontology annotation, cellular component: mitochondrial inner membrane. The coding region runs from base 116 to 1084 and encodes 322 amino acids.